UCCCAAAUAAAGCCAUGCCCUCCACUGGCAUCCUUCCAUGGAUCCAAGGGAUCUUCUGCAAUGCCAACAACCCCUGUUUCCAGCAAGCAACCCGUGGAGAGUCUCCAGGCCUAGUGUCUAACUACAACAACUCAAUACUGGCUCGGUUUUGGGCGGACACACAGGAGCUGUUGUUCAAAGAUCCUGAGUUGCUGCAGUUGGGACGGUUAUGGGGGGAACUCGUGGCCAUGAGCAACUUCAUGGACACCCUCAGGACCAAUCCCGAACUGAUCGCGGGUCGAGGCGUGAAAGUGGAGGACAUUCUGAAAGAAGACGAAACUCUCACUUCAUACCUGCUCAGAGAUGUUCCUCUCACAGAAUCUGUGGUAGAUGAGCUGGUCCAUGCACAGAUCCGCCCUGAACAGUUUGCAUAUGGAGUUCCUGAUCUCCGUCUGAAGGACAUCGUCUGCAGUCAGACUCUUCUUGAGCUUUACCUUAUUUUCCCGAGCCGUUGGGGCCUGUAUUCUGUGCACAAUGCCAUGUGUGUUCUCACGCCGCAGCGUCUCCAGAUCAUUGAAGACAAAUUCUACGCCAAUCUUGACGUCUUCAAACUUUUCCGCUUGCUUCCUCUAGUUCUCGAUAACUACUCCAAUGGACUCGACCUGCACUUCUGGGCCCGACUUCUGCCUGCCGUGUCUGAGAAGCUGAAAGCGCUGUUUGAAAGACCAAGCUCUCAAUACCUGUUGCAAGUGGUUUCUCCGCUGCUUCAGUCCCAUGAAUCCCCAUCUUUCAGCCAACUCUUGGCUUCCAUCUCCAGCUUGUUCUGUGGCUACACAGAAGGGGCCUUUUCCAGGGUCACCUCCUUCAACUGGUACGAGGACAACAACUACAAAGCCUUUUUGGGCAUCAACAGCACAAGGGGAGAGGGGAAGUACAACUAUGAUCACAUGGCCACUCCGUUCUGUAAUGACCUCAUUAAGGAUUUGGAGUCCAAUCCAGUCACAAGGAUUGUGUGGAGUUCAGUCAAGCCUUUCCUGAUGGGCAAAAUCCUGUACGCUCCUGAUUCCCCUGCUGUCAGACAGAUCAUUAAAAACGCAAACACCACCUUUGAGGAGUUAGAAAGACUGAGGAACAUGGGUCGGGCCUGGGAGGAGGUGGGCCCACAGGUGUGGAGCUUCUUUCAGGAUGGUGUACAGAUGAACAUGCUUCGGGACUCCAUCAGAAAUCCCACAGUGAUGGAUUAUAUCAACAAAGGCCUCAAAGACACUCCAUUCACUGGCCAACACAUCCUUAACUUCCUGCACAACGGCCCUGAUGAGGAUCGAGCCCAGGACAUGCCUAACUUUGACUGGCGGAACAUCUUUAACAUGACUGACAAAGUUAUUCGCCUUAUAAACCGAUACGGAGAGUGUCUGGUUCUGGACAAGUUCUCCCCUAUUUCUGAUGAGGACCAGUUGACCCAUCGAGCGCUGGACCUUCUUGGGGAGAGCAAGUUUUGGGCAGGGCUGGUAUUUGUUGACAUGUACUCCUGGACCACCAAGGUGCCCCCUCAUGUUAAAUUCAAGAUCCGCAUGGACAUUGAUCUCGUGGAGCGAACUAACAAGAUCAAAGACAGAUACUGGGAUCCAGGGCCUAGAGCUGAUCCCAUGGAUGAUCUGCGGUAUAUAUGGGGAGGAUUUGCCUACCUGCAGGACAUGAUAGAACAUGGAAUAAUAAAGACCCACACAGGGAAGGAAUGUCCGUUAGGAGUCUACCUCCAGCAGAUGCCUUAUCCCUGUUAUGUGGAUGAUCUUUUCAUGCUAACUCUGAACCGCUGCUUUCCGAUCUUCAUGGUGUUGGCCUGGGUCUAUUCUGUCUCUAUGACAGUGAAGAGUAUUGUGCUGGAGAAGGAGAUGAGGUUGAAAGAGACUCUGAAGGCCAUGGGCGUCACUAACCGUGUGCUCUGGUGCACAUGGUUCAUCGACACGUUCUUCAUGAUGGCCUCCAGCACUGCCCUGAUUACUCUAAUUAUCAUGGGAGGAAAAGUGCUGAACUACAGCAAUCCUAUCAUCCUCUUCCUAUUCCUGCUUACUUUUAACACAGCAACCAUCAUGCAGUGCUUCCUCAUGAGCGUUUUUUUCAAUAAGGCUAACCUGGCGGCAGCCUGCAGUGGAAUCGUUUUCUUCACUCUGUACCUGCCGCAUAUCGUCUGCUUCACCUGGCAGGACCGCAUCACCAAAGAUAUGAAAAUCAUGGCGAGUCUGAUGUCCCAGGUGGCUUUUGGCUUUGGGACGGAGUACCUAUCCCGUUACGAGGAGCAAGGUCUCGGUCUACAGUGGGAUAACAUCCAGACCAGCCUUUUCGAGGGGGACGAGUUCUCCUUCUUCAUCUCAAUUAUCAUGAUGGCAGUGGAUACAGUACUUUAUGGUGUUCUUGCAUGGUACCUCGAUAAUGUCUUCCCAGGGCAGUAUGGUAUUGGUCGGCCUUUUUACUUUCCCAUCCAGCCUUCUUAUUGGUUGAACCGACCUGAGCCUCUAAAACAGGAUCCUGGAAAGCCAGCAGUGGAGAAACCUGCCUUUGAUAAUCUGGUGAAUCAUUCUGAUGACCAAGCCAACCACAUAGCACCCGAAAAACCUCCAGAGCCACAAGGGUCCUGCAAACAUAAAGACAUACGUGAGAAACUAGAGGAAGAGAAAAAACAAGAGAGGCUUGAUGAAGAGGAGAAGACCAACAAAAGCACAAGCACAGACUCAUCAGGGAGGCUCUUUUUCGAGUCUGAGCCAUCAGGUUUGGUGGUUGGAGUUUGUGUGGAGAACCUGUAUAAGAUGUUCAGUGGCAGUUGUAGACCUGCUGUGGAUGGUCUGAGUAUCACCUUCUACGAGGGUCAGAUCACUGCUUUCCUUGGCCACAACGGUGCAGGAAAAACCACUACUAUGUCUGUUCUCACCGGCAUGUUCCCUCCCACCGCUGGCACAGCGUAUGUUUAUGGGAAAGACAUCCGAACCGACAUGGAUGCCAUUCGUAAAUCUCUGGGAAUGUGUCCCCAACAUAACAUCAUCUUUCCCCAUAUGACGGUAGCAGAGCACAUCUUGUUUUACUCUCUGCUGAAGGGUCGGCCAUUACCUGAGGCCCAGCUGGAGGUGGAAAAUAUGCUGGAAGAUCUUGGUCUCCCUCACAAGAGGAACGAGGAGGCUCAAAACCUGUCAGGUGGUAUGCAGAGGAAGCUUUCUGUUGCCAUGGCUUUUGUUGGUGGGGCUAAAGUGGUGUUUCUGGAUGAACCCACAUCAGGAGUGGAUCCAUAUUCCAGACGCUCCAUCUGGGACCUUCUGCUGAAAUACCGUGCUGGUCGUACGGUGAUCUUGUCCACACAUCACAUGGAUGAAGCUGACCUGCUCAGUGACCGUGUGGCCAUCAUCUCUCAGGGUCGUCUGUACUGCUGCGGCUCUCCUCUCUUCCUGAAGAACUGCCUGGGUGCUGGUUUCUACCUCACUCUGGUGCGGCGCAUUAAAGAUCAGCCGUCCACAAAGGAGGCUCAGUGUGACUGUACAGAAGACUGCUCCUGUAAGUGCUCACUCUGUACCAAAUUUAAAGAGAGCGCUACAGAGCAGCCCAGAGUCACAGAAAGAAAGAUGGAAGGGGACAUUAAAAGCAUCACGGCCCUUGUCCAUCAUCACAUCCCAGAGGCCAGGCUUAUAGAGGUCAUAGGGCAGGAGCUCACAUUUCUAUUGCCCAGCCAGGGCUUCAAACAUCGUUCUUACGCCAGCCUGUUCAGAGAGCUAGAGGAGACGCUGACAGACAUGGGGCUGAGCAGCUUUGGAGUGUCAGACACUUCACUGGAGGAGAUAUUUCUGAAAGUCACAGCUGAUGGAGAGGCUGCUCACAUCAACGCUACGUCUAACAUCAGAGUUCUGCAACAGAAAUCUCUUGCGAGUCUCUAUAGAGAGAACACAGUGAAAGUGAAAAUAGAAGAAGAUACAGACCGGGCGGUGUAUGCUAAUGGCCAUUCUAACUCUGGAAAUUCACCCAGCAGAAACGGCAGAGGAUCCUAUCAGGUGAAGGGAAUCUUUCUUGUCUUGAAACAGUUUUUUGCUCUUCUCAUUAAGAGGUUCCAUCACACCACACGAUCCGGCAAAGACUUCCUCGCCCAGGUCAGAAUAACAGUAUUGCUGUGUAGCGUCAUCUUUUUUCUUACUAUUUCUUGCAGCAAUGAACAGAUUCAAAGCUCAGAUAUGAGGUAUUUUGGUGAGGUUCUUCUAAACAGACCUGGAUUUGGGACUCGCUGUAUGGUGGAUGAACCUCUAGAAAACUAUCCAUGCAAUAACAUAACUACAGAGUGGGAGAUGCCCCUGGUUAACCCAGCUUUCACUGAGAUGUUGGGUAACCCAGAAUGGACGGACAUUAGUCCGCCUCCCAGCUGCCAGUGCAGGACACCCAACAAACUCACAAUGUUACCUGUGUGUCCAGAAGGCGCUGGAGGUCUUCCUCCUCCCCAGAGGAUUCAAUCCACUGGUGACGUGUUGAUGGAUUUGACUUGCAGGAACAUCUCUAAUUAUUUGGUGAAGACCUACCCUAACUUAAUACGGACAAGCUUGAAGAGCAAGUACUGGGUGAAUGAACAAAGGUAUGGUGGCAUUUCUGUUGGAGGGCGACUUCCUGUUCUCGAUGUGGAUCCUAAAACCGUCCAGGAUGCAGCUGCUCAGUUAGGACGUCUGCUUAAUGUUACAGGGGGAAGAUACUCGAAGCUUACUCUGCAGGAGUUUGGGACUUUCUUGAGAUAUAUGGAAACUGAAAACAAUGUCAAGGUGUGGUUCAAUAACAAAGGCUGGCACGCUAUGGUGGCCUUCAUGAACGUGGCAAAUAACGCCAUCCUUCGAGCCAACCUGCCUCCUGGAGCCGAUUUAAAUGAGUAUGGCAUCACAGCCAUCAAUCAUCCACUAAACCUGACCAAGGAACAGCUGUCGGAGGUCACAGUACUGACCACCUCAGUGGAUGCAGUGGUCGCUAUCUGUGUGAUUUUCGCAAUGUCCUUCGUACCUGCCAGUUUUGUGCUGUAUCUGAUCCAGGAGAGAGUGACGCAGGCCAAACACUUGCAGUUUGUGAGUGGGGUCAGUCCUCUGGUGUACUGGAUCGCUAAUUUCUUUUGGGACAUGAUAAACUAUGCUGUCAGUGCAGCGAUGGUUGUGGGGAUUUUUAUUGCAUUUGACAAAAAAUGCUACACCUCGCCUGGCAACUUGCAAGCCCUGAUAGCUCUGCUGAUGCUUUAUGGUUGGUCGGUGACUCCCAUGAUGUAUCCGAUGUCUUGUGUAUUUGACGUGCCAAGCACAGCGUACGUCUCUCUGUCCUGCAUCAACCUCUUCAUUGGCAUCAACAGCAGUGCAAUCACGUUCAUAUUAGACCUGUUUGACAGUACAGAGGCUCUGUAUAAGUGUAACCAGGUGCUGAAGAAAGCUCUACUUGUCUUUCCUCACUUCUGUUUGGGCCGCGGGCUCAUUGACAUGGCAAUGAACCAGGCCGUGAUGGACGUGUAUGCACGCUUUGGUGAGGACUUCAUUUCAGAUCCCUUCAGUUGGGACUUUGUGGGAAAGAAUCUGACAUUCAUGGCAAUAGAAGGGUUUGUCUAUUUCAUCCUGAACGUGUUGAUACAGUACCGAUUCUUCCUGGACCACUGGAUGGCAGAUUUAAAGAAGCCGCCAGAAACUGAUGAAGAUGUGGAUGUGGCCAAAGAGAGAGAGAGGGUUUACAAAGGAAAAAGCUCUAGCGACAUCCUUCAGAUAAAAGACCUAUCAAAGACAUAUACUGGAACGAUCAGGCCGGCGGUUGACAGGAUAUGUGUCGGAGUGACACCAGGACAGUGCUUUGGACUUUUGGGUGUUAAUGGUGCUGGGAAAACUACCACAUUCAAAAUGCUGACAGGAGACAUUGAUGUGACUUCAGGGGAAGCUGUUGUGUCUGGUUACAGCAUUCUUACCAACAUUUUGGAUGUGCACCAGAACAUGGGCUACUGCCCUCAGUUUGAUGCCAUAGAUGAUCUUCUAACAGGAAGAGAACAUCUGCACUUGUACGCUCGGCUCAGAGGAGUCCCGGAAUCUGAGAUCAGCAGAGUGGCUGAAUGGGGAAUUCAGAAACUGGGUUUAUUUGAGUAUGCAGGCUGCACUGCCGGCACAUACAGUGGUGGGAACAAGCGUAAACUCGCGACAGCUAUUGCAAUGAUUGGCUGUCCAGCUCUUCUGCUGCUAGAUGAGCCAACUACAGGGAUGGAUCCUCACUCUCGGAGGUUCCUCUGGAACUCCAUCAUGAGUGUGAUUCAGGGUGGAAGGGCAGUGGUCCUUUCAUCACACAGCAUGGAGGAAUGUGAAGCUCUCUGCACACGACUGGCCAUCAUGGUGAAUGGAACAUUCAAGUGUCUUGGCACAAUCCAGCACCUCAAAUACAAGUUUGGUGAUGGAUAUGUGGUCACCAUGAAAAUCAGAGCAGCCAAAGCGGGCACUGUGCCAGAUCUGAAUCGGGCCGAAGCGUUUAUGGAGAGCACGUUUCCAGGCUGCAUUCAGAGGGAGAAACACUAUAAUACUCUACAGUAUGAGAUCGCUUCUUCCUCCCUGGCCAAAAUCUUCCAGCUAGUCUUGGCCAACAAAGAAAUGCUGAAUAUCGAAGAUUACUCGGUGUCCCAGACAACACUGGACCAGGUGUUUGUGAAUUUUGCAAACCAGCAAUCCGGAGAAGAUGAUGCCAUUGUGUUGCACCCAAGGGCAGCCGGUGCCCGGCGGGACAUGAGAGUCUUUCCAGCGAAAAUGAAAGCCUAAAAUCUUCAUUGAGCAGGUCAAUUGAAGUCAUCUGGCAGGCCACACAAAAGAGUCAUGAAAUGAGGGGGAGAUGAUUUUCUUUCUUCUUUACCAAACACUCAAUUUGAAACUUCUGAGUGUUUACGCAGUAACGGCUUUACACACCUUCUUUGCUUGGCUUUUUUUUUUAAAUAUAGAAAUGCAACCAAAACACAACAAAAUACAAAUAGAACUGGACUGAGUUAUGAAUACUGUAGCACUUUAUUAUGUCAAUGUCACUUUUUUACCAAUAAUUUUGUUUUCAUAUUGCAUUGUGAUGCAUUGCAAGUCAAUGUUUUAAUAACUCUUGCCAAGUUAGAAAAGUGUAGCAUACAAACAACACUUUAAGUUGUAAUUAAAAGUUGAUUUUGCUUUAGUUUUUUCUUUAUUUCUUGCUUGCCUGUAAAGAUACUCCAAAAAAAUACUAUUAAAAAUGUUCUUGCUCACUGUCACUUUGUCAAGAGGGAAUGCAAUAACCUCGCCAUAAAUAAAAUCUGGAGAUAUUUAUUAAA
Molecule: messenger RNA, 7288 nt
Organism: Carassius gibelio (silver crucian carp)
Lineage: Eukaryota; Metazoa; Chordata; Actinopteri; Cypriniformes; Cyprinidae
Product: retinal-specific phospholipid-transporting ATPase ABCA4-like
Exons: 47
Coding region: 15-6758 (2247 amino acids)
Biological process (GO): lipid transport; transmembrane transport
Cellular component (GO): membrane; intracellular membrane-bounded organelle
Molecular function (GO): ATP hydrolysis activity; ATP binding; lipid carrier activity
Source: RefSeq, a predicted model, not a curated record